AACUUUAUACCUCCGCCGCAUAUUUGCUAGGGUCUUCCCACUAGCUUACUCACUCUCACUCGAUUCUCUUGUUCCAUCUUUGUCCUCUUGUUGAACUCGUCUAGUCAACAAGGCUUGAAACCGAUCAAGCAAGCAGUGUUUUCGUGUGACUCGGUUUUAUAUUCCGGAAAUGGCGAGUUUGAACCCGUUCGAUCUCUUAGGAGAUGACGCUGAGGAUCCAAGCCAGAUUGUUUUGAGUUUACCGAAGAAGGUCGAGAAAGCAGCUCCUGUUCAGCCUGCUAAGGCCGCUAAGUUCCCAACCAAGCCGUCUCCUCCUUCUCAAGCUGUGAGGGAGUCAAGGAAUGGUCCUUCAGGAGGUCAUGGUGGUGGUGGUGGACGUGGGCCUCCUCGUGGUUCGUUUAACCCCGGUGGAAACAGACCUCAUGAUCCAAAGGAUGGACCUAAGGAUGGAGAAAGGAACGGUGGGUUCCGCGGAUACCGUGAAAGUGGUGGUCGUGGAGGUCACAUUGGUGGUUUUGCUAAUGGUAAAACUGGUGAUGUUGAACGUCCGAGGAGGGUCUAUGACCGCCGUAGUGGAACUGGUCGUAGUAAUGACGUGAAACGUGAGGGUGGUGGUCGUGGAAACUGGGGUACUCCUGAAGAUGAUAUUCAACCAGCAACCGAGGAACCUACAACGGAGGUUGAGAAGAGCCCUGUUGCUGAGAAGGAAGGCGGUGAGGAUGCCACCACUGAUGCAAAGAAAGAAGCUCCUGAAGUUGAGCAAGAGCCUGAGGACAAGGAGAUGACGCUGGAAGAGUAUGAGAAGAUUCUGGAGGAGAAGAAGAAAGCUCUGCAAGCCACAAAGGUGGAGGAAAGGAAAGUUGACACCAAAGUGUUUGAGUCUAUGCAACAGCUCUCUAACAAGAAGACCAAUGAUGAGGAGAUCUUCAUCAAGCUGGGAUCCGACAAGGACAAACGCAAAGAUGCUGCUGAGAAAGAAGAGAAGGCCAAGAAGUCGUUGAGCAUUAAUCAGUUUUUGAAGCCGGCUAAUGGAGAGACCUACAACCCAAGAGGUGGAUACCGUGGAAGAGGAGGACGCAGUGGUGGUCGUGGACAGAGGGAUGGAAAAGUCAACGGAGGAGGAAACCAAAGGAAUGGAGGAGCCUCUGCUCCUGCUCCAGCUAUCGGAGACAGUGCUCAGUUCCCAUCGUUGGGCAACUAAAGACACCCUUUCUGAUCCUUCCAAGCAUCUACCUAUCUUAUCUCCACUCUCUUUUAGUUUAAUUUUGUUGUCUUAGUUCUCCAUCAUUUUUUGUUACACUUUCACUACAAAACAUGUUUGGUAGCUUUGACUUUAUGAUGGAAAAACAAAAUUAUAAUAUCCUUUUGUCUCACAAAAUUUUAGAUUCUUUUCA
This is a messenger RNA of Brassica rapa (field mustard), 1394 nucleotides long. RefSeq names its product RGG repeats nuclear RNA binding protein C. Gene Ontology annotation, molecular function: mRNA binding. Lineage: Eukaryota; Viridiplantae; Streptophyta; Magnoliopsida; Brassicales; Brassicaceae. The record is from RefSeq and is a predicted model, not a curated record. Gene Ontology annotation, cellular component: cytoplasm; nucleus.